AUGGAUUUACCUCUUGGAUAUAAGCCUUCAGUUUCUGUUAUUCAGGGGGAGAAGUUAGUAUGUCGUUUGAAUAAAUCCAUCUGCGGUUUGAAACAAGCUUCCCGACAAUGGUUUGCAAAAUUUUCUCAUUCCCUUAUUCAGUUUGGUUUUCAGCAGUCUAAAUCUGAUUAUUCUUUGUUUACCAAAGGUAAUGGUUUUUUUUUUGUGGCUCUUCUCGUUUAUGUGGAUGAUAUCAUCAUUACUGGUCCGGAUUUGACUGUUAUAGACUCUCUGAAGUCUUUUCUUCAUAGUCAAUUUAAGCUGAAGGAUCUUGGCAGAUUGAGGUAUUUUCUUGGCCUUGAAAUUGCUCAAUCUAAGAGUGGGAUAUUUCUUUCUCAAAGACAUUACACCCUACAAAUCUUAGAAGAUACUGGUUUUCUUGGUUGUAAACCUGUUCAUCUGCCUAUGGUUCACAAUCUUAAACUAAGUAUGCAUGAUGGUGAGCUCCUUGAGGAUCCAUCAAUCUAUCGACGUCUUAUUGGCCAGUUACUAUAUCUUACCAUUUCUCGACCUGAUAUCACAUUCACAGUUCAUAAGCUUAGUCAAUUUGUCUCUCAUCCUCGCAAGCCCCAUUUAGAUGUCGUCCAUCACUUGUUACAGUACCUAAAAUCCACUCCGGGUCAAGGUUUAUCAUUUUUAGCUUCUUCUUCUUUACAGCUUCGGGCAUUCUCAGAUGUAGAUUUGGGUUCAUGCUUGGAUACCCGUCGUUCAGUUACUGGUUUUUGUGUAUUUCUUGGUGAUUCUUUGGUCUCGUGGAAGUCUAAGAAGCAAACCACGAUGUCUCGGUCCUCAGCUGAAGCUGAAUACCGUGCUUUAGCUUCUACUGCCAGCGAGAUUACUUGGAUUAAUCAGAUUUUGAUGGAUUUUCAUGUUUUUAUUUUAUCUCAUGCUUUGCUGUUUUGUGACAAUCAAGCUGCCAUGCACAUUGCCAACAACCCUGUCUUUCAUGAUCGUACGAAACACAUCGAGCUUGAUUGCCAUUUUAUUCGGGACAAAGUGGUUGCUGGUCAUAUCAAACUUCUUCCUAUCCGCUCUCAGCAUCUAUUGGCAGAUUUGUUUACUAAAGCUCUCCUAGCUCCUCAAUUGUUCUCUUUAUUAUCUAAGAUGGCUGUUGUUAAUCCUCAUGGUCCAUCUUAA
Molecule: messenger RNA, 1176 nt
Organism: Diospyros lotus (date-plum)
Lineage: Eukaryota; Viridiplantae; Streptophyta; Magnoliopsida; Ericales; Ebenaceae
Exons: 1
Coding region: 1-1176 (391 amino acids)
Source: RefSeq, a predicted model, not a curated record